UUAAUCUAUUAAACGUUCUGAUCUCAGGGCUGCGUGUAGAGGUGCCCGAGAUAAAAAUGAACAAUGGUAUUAAGAUGCCUGCCGUGGCGUUCGGCACUUAUCUUGGAUUUGAUCAGAAUGGCGUUGUAACUCCAAAGAACCACGAGUUGCGCGACGUUGUCUCCAAGGCGAUCGACAUCGGGUGGCGUCACUUCGACACUGCCGCCAUCUAUGGAACUGAACAGGAAUUAGGAGAAGGUGUGAGAAUGAAGAUUGACGACGGAAAUGUUAAGAGGGAGGACAUUUUUAUUACCACUAAGCUCUGGAACACCAAACAUAAAAGAGAUCAAGUCGCUCAAGCUUUGAGAGAAUCAUUGAAGAAUCUCGGAUUGAAUUACGUGGAUCUUUAUUUGAUACACUGGCCUAUUGGACUAAAUGAAGACAACUCCCACUCUGCAGUAGACUACAUGGAAACAUGGAGAGGAAUGGAGGACGUCCAGAAAUUGGGCUUGGCAAAGUCCAUCGGUGUUUCCAACUUCAACAAAGGGCAGCUGGAACGGGUGUUGAAAGAGGGUAGUGUUAAACCUGCUGCUUUGCAGAUUGAGGUUCAUCCUCAAAUAACACAAUCUGAGUUGGUGGAUUUCGCUCAAAGCAACGACAUCGUCGUCAUGGGAUACAGCCCCUUCGGAUCUCUAGUUAACAGGUAUGAUAUGCCGUUGCCACCUCCUCGUAUUGAUGAUCCUGUCUUGGUGGAGAUAGCUGAAAAGUAUGGAAAGACUACACCGCAAGUAGUUCUUCGAUGGGCGGUCGACAGAAACAUAGUACCAAUACCAAAAACAAUGAAAGUGCACCGUUUGGAAGAAAAUAUCAACAUUUUCGAUUUUAAACUGCAAAAAGAUGAAAUAGACAAAAUUAACGCAUUUGACAAGGGUUUGAGAUACACUCUGCCUUCUUUUUGGCAGUCGCAUCCGUUCUAUCCAUUCGAAAAAAUCGAUAAACCCAUUGAUGAUCCGUUUUUAAAAAAGGAAUAGUGCACGUUUGUGGCUUUUUGUAACAUUCUAAACUCCAUUUUGGUUUUUUAAUUUUUUAUUUAGAUUACAAACUCAGGUCAUUGUUACACACCAUCGACGUAACCAAAAAUUAUGACUAGUUGCUAUAGACUAACACUGCGGCAACGGAAAAGGUUGUUUAGUUGAGAAAUAAAAUAUUUUUGUACAGUGAUUUUUGUAUGUAAUAGCUUCAUUAGG
Hyposmocoma kahamanoa is the source of this 1226-nucleotide messenger RNA. RefSeq names its product aldo-keto reductase AKR2E4-like. NCBI's taxonomy places the organism in Eukaryota, Metazoa, Arthropoda, Insecta, Lepidoptera, Cosmopterigidae. Gene Ontology annotation, cellular component: cytosol. The coding region runs from base 57 to 1010 and encodes 317 amino acids. The transcript is spliced from 9 exons. The record is from RefSeq and is a predicted model, not a curated record. Gene Ontology annotation, molecular function: aldose reductase (NADPH) activity.